GGUUUGCACCUGUUACAUAACCAUUCAUACUAUAAAGCCAUGAGCCAUUUCACAAUUUCAUGUAACAGAUUGUCUCUCAGCCACUUCAUAUAAAACAACCUCAUUCAAAAUAUGCAACUGAUGGAUUUCUGCAAACCCUCACUGUGUCUGUGCCUGCUGGCUCUAGCUGCUGUUGCCAUAGGACUGGCAUCUGCAGUAGAAGUGCAAAAUACUGAGCCUGAGGAUACCAGUACUACUGACAGUUGUAAACAAGGCAACAACGAUUAUACAGAGAUGGACGUUGCCUGUAAAGUUCCAAUUAUAGGCAGACGUCGACUAUUAACUGGCACAAAGUAUGGUUUAAUUGAGAGAUCUUACUCUCAGAUAGCACUCUUCAAUGGUCAAUCUCCUAACAACACCUGGCGCAUCGUGUGCGAGACUCAGAAAAAUGUUUUUGCUAUCAUCAUGAACAUGCAUUUGAAAUUCGAUGACUAUUUGCAAAUUAAGCUCAAGAAAUUAACUGGAGAAAUUGGGGAUAAAUUUGAAUAUCUUCAUUUCAGCAAACGCUCUGUUCUGGUAUCCAUAGCAACAAACAGUAGCAGGGACUUGUUUGCACCUCAGUCAUCGUUUGUACUCGGUUACAUGUGUAUCAAUAACACUGCCGAUACCCUUGAAACGACCAUGGCGUUCCUAGAUAACAACAAAGUGCUCAAGUACAUGCGUUGUCGUCCCAACGCUUUCAAGAAACUAGCGCAACAAUUAACAGACAACUUUUACCAUUUCACUACCACUGACCAGGAUAUUCAAAAUAUGUUGAAUAUAAAGAACGACAAAGAGUCGGAGGUUGUACCGUUGCCAUGCACUAAUACUCCCAUUGUUAGCGAGUGGACCGAGUCAUCUGCUGAUGGAUGUAUUGAUGACCAACAGUGAUCGACCAAUCAAACUGCAGUAUAUUGUGUAGAGUCACAUUUUAAACUGACUAUAAAUGUAUUAUAGCUGUUAUUAUUAUAAACGACAUCACGUAUUAUAGUCUAUAAUUAUAUAUAUAUUAUCAUAUCAUCCAAUCAUUAGUCUUUAUUAUCCAGCUAUUAUUAUCAUCAUGCAUUUAAUUUUGGAAAACAAAAAAUGUUUUUAUGAUAAUUGUCAUGGAAGCAGGUCCACCCCUUUUUGAGCUGCAGAGAUCUUUUAGCUGUUGUUACUGUGACGAUCUUUACCAAUCGACCAUGUGUCGAAAGAUCAAUCAAACGGCCCCUAUUUCUACACACCUUGGAGAGUAUAUCAUAUGACAAGCUGCAGCUCGGCAAAGAAGAACUCAUCUAAAGUUUUCAACUGAGGAGAUAGGUUGGUUGCCAUGGCGUCAUUGUUUCAAGCGCAAUGGACCGUUUUGUGUGACAAAAAAGCCACUUCUCAAAAGAGGGCUGCUAGCUAUACUGUCAUCACAAGUCAUCUGAAAGAUCCCAACAUAAGCCAAGACUUCUACCAAGCUCUGUACGACACAAAGAUUGACCUCAUUACCAAAAUACUGGAGGACAUCAGGUGCAAGUCAUGUGAUCAUGCAGCCCUACAAGUGCUCGGCUACUGUCUCUACAUACCACAGCUCUGUGAUACCUUCAGUCCCGACAUGAUUCAAGUCAUCGUAAAUGGUGUGUGCGGUGUGAUACAAGAUGAAGACAUUUCCAAGUCAGUGUGUACGAGGGCACUAUGGACAUUGUCCAAUCAGAGGCUGUCGUUGGCUGAUCAUGUGACUAGCAUUGUCUCCGUGGUAACCGAGCUAGUGAUGUCACCACGGUUGGUCACACCUACUGUCGACUCUGAGGCACUAAACGUCCUUAUAAGACUGAGUGAACAGGGACAGAACGUGUUCACCUCGUCCCCUCAUCUCUGGUAUCCCGCCAUCUUCACUCUCUCUCUUUAUGACCUCCCUAGGAUUUCGUCAAAAGCAUUGACCUUUUCAAUCUCCAUGGCAACACACCUUGUGGAUAAUCAAGUCGUCAUCAGCUGGCUAACUAAAGAACUGAAAAAGAAUGCCAUCUCUAAAAUGCUGACGCAGCUAGGUGGGCGUGGUCAGACCACUUGUCAUGUGCUGAGCGUAUGGAAUCAUGUGAUCAACAUUCUUGGAACGUCUCUGCACAAGCACGGAUCUUUCCUCAACGAUCUCCUCCGUGUGGUGGAGGGUGGUUUCAAACAUCGUUCCCUCCCAGUGCAAGUGGCAGCCUACAACUCGUGGAUGGUCCUCAUAUCAAACUACGCCAUCAAUCUAGAAUUGUUCACUUCCCAGAAGAGAUUAAAGUUGUUGCUAAUGCCGCUAGUGACCUCUGCCGCUAGAAACAAACAGGAGCAGGUGGAGAAUGCACGCAUCAGCGCAUACUGGCAUCUGAUUGGUCACCUCGGCCACCACAAGGAAGAGCUGUUUCAACAGGUGUGUGUUCCAUUCUUGCUUCUGUGUUUGGGUCUCGAUCCCAAAACUGAGACCACUAAGUUUAUGUCUCGGUUCCAAACAUUCAACACUCGUACCGUUGCCAAGGAAACAUUGUCAGAGACAGAAACGGAGGCACCCAAAGAAAAGGAAAAUGUUAGCAAAGAAACGCCGCCUGUAAAAAGUGCUGUGUCAGCAGAAAAUUCCGAGUUAUCAGAAGAGGUUGUAUCUAAAAGGUCAACGGGGUCAUUAUCCUCUGAUAUGGGGUCAAAGUAUAAUAUGGGAGACCUACUGAAAUUUGUACACUCGAUGCAAGCACAGUCCAAGCACAUGAAUCAUUAUAUUGGGGAGCCCACUGUUACCAUGGUGAUGACAGGGUGCCACGCCCUCCUCCAGUUUAUUGGAAUCAAGAUCGAUGUCUCCGAGAGUCUCCUAACAUCAGACAUAGAUCGCUACACAGUCUACCCCAAGUUCCUGGUCCCCAUGGAAACAGCCGAAUUCUUCACUUUAUUUCUUGAUUGCCUCCUCUCUCACAAACAAAUCUUCACAACAGCCGAUGAUGGUGCGUUGCUAUUAGAGACGGCUGUUCAUCACUUAGUGUCUGUAUUGGUGUGCUGCAUUGACUCAGAGCAAGCUCCUCCUCAAGACGACUCAAACAGAGCCUAUCUCAUAUUUGACGUCCUCAUUCGAUUGGUUGAAUCUGGUUGCCUUGACAGCGUGAUAUGUAAACAGAUGAGAUAUGACAUAUUGCGACAGUUAUGCAGCGUACCGGCCCAGUUGUCGAGUACGUGUGGUGGGUGGAGACGGUUGCUAGGGGUGUUGCUAGGCAACUGCAAGACGGAGCAACUCAGCGACUGGUUCUCAAACACGUACCGCAAGUUGCUCACUGUAGCCACUACGCUAUUCGCGACCUCUGACCCCUUGAGAAACCUCGAUCAUAUCAUACGUAAACUUGACGAGUGUGCUAAAGUGGGCGGGGCCUCUGAGGAACACCUCUCAUUCAUGUGGCUUCUCACCACAAAGUCUUUCUGCAACGUCGUAAAUGAGACGAGUAUCAUCAACCUUGGUACUACAUUGGAACCUGACAUUUCUUUAGUGGGUAUCAUUCUCAAGUUUCCAUUCCUAUACCUCAUUCCUAAUGGCAACAAGGAUUCGGUGGCAAAUGUUAUCCAAUUAUGGAAGGAAACUUUCGAUAUUUCGUCUCGACACGCCUCCCUGGUUGUCAAGGACCCCAACUAUUGUACGCAGCUGGUUGCUAAGGAGUUAUAUACUGCUUAUAGCGUUCACGUAAAGGCUAAUAAAAGCAGUAAAGACGAAGUUAGAAGCUUUCAGAUAAAAUUUGAUCGUUUUCAAAACGCUGUGGCAACGGCCAUCCAUCACAUUGUAGAAAGGUUGAGCUGGAGUGCUCUUCAUACUGCCGCUAACAAAGGUCAAAGGUCAGGUUGCAUCUUAACGAUUCUGAGCUUGCUGAGUUGGCAAUUGGUAACCCUGGGAGACUCGGCAUUGUCACUAAGUCAGCUUACUUCUCCCGCUGUUGUUAUGGCGACGGUUUCGAUGUUGUAUCAGCAGGCGACCACUGAAGAGAUGAUCGCCAUGGUAACAGAGUCGCUGGCACAGCCACUCACUGUGUGUAUGGAGACGGCAUUUAAAUUGGACAGGGUGGCACAGACCAAAACUCAUCAGAAGCAACAGAACGAGUUGCUAGGAUACGUGACUAUCACAUGGAAGACCAUCCUCACAGUAUUCCAGACCCGCUACACUGGUCAGUAUGACACCAGUCUGUUGGCUAUGGUCUCCCCACUGUUAGUGUCUGCCUUGUCAUCAGAGCUGCCCAACAUCAUAGACACCACACUCACAUUCUGGAAGCUCACAUUUGACGCCCACUCAACAGCCCUCGUAUAUCCUCCAAAACUCAAAGAUUAUUUUCAGACGUAUAUUCGCUCGGAUAAUCACAUGAGGCUCAAACUACCCGGGAUUGCCAUGGCAACUGCCCCCAAUGUAACGGCGGCAUCUACCCAAGACCUCCUUUGUCACCUUGGCAACACACCACCACGUCACAGUGUAACCAUGUCUCCGAGUCGCCAUGACAAUGUGUUGCCAAGGGGAGACGUAUCCCCAGGUCCUAUAGUUCACCCAGUGACAUCAUCACCUCAGAAGAAUGUUAGAGGAAGCUUCAUGAAUCGCCACGCCCACACAUCUGGCCACGCCCCCAACUCCUCUCUCAAAUCACACCCAUUUUCACCUGUUGCUAAGAUAUCUACUUUAUUACAGGCUUUGGAUGCUGUUCUGACUCACUCUGUGUCACGUGACAAGAGGGGUGGGUCACGUGAUAGGAGGGGUGGAUCACGUGGCAAGAGGGGUGGAUCACAUGACACAAGAGGUGGAGCAAAGGAAGUUUCAGCACGAAGGAAAUUGUCCCUAAGCAGAGAUAAUGAGCAGUAUGUCCCCAUAGCCCCGCCCACCAAGAGACCACGCCUCCUUACACAGCGGCAGAAGGAGAGACUGAGAGAGAAGCAUGCUCUAGAUCACUCUCAGGACUUGCCCUUAUCCGAGACACAGACACAGAAUAUGGACGAUGAUGAUGUUAUUAUAACACACAUGUCACCUCCUACCAAUCUUGAGAAAUGUGCUGACUCAGAAGUCGUUAUCAGUAUGGUCCCAAAUACUCGAGUUAACCUUGUCAGUGCCGCCAUCAUUAACCCUUCAGUCACUACCCCCGUCAGUGCCGCCAUCAUUAACCCUUCAGUCACUACCCCCGUCAGUGCCACCAUCAUUAAUACUUCAGUCACUACCCCCGGCAGUGCUGCCACCAUCAUUAACCCUUCAGUCACUACAGAAUUGCCUUCUGCUACUGAACCUGUAUCUACGGCAAUCAAGCAUGUUACUACGGCAACAACCAAGUCUAUUACUAUGGCAUCUACGGCAACAGCCAAAUCCGUUACUAGGGCAACUACUGCAGCAACAAUGCAUGGUAUUAUGGCAACUAGACCAAUAACAACAAGCCCCGUUACCGUGGUAAUUGAACCAACAACGAACCCCGUUACUAUGGCAUCUACGGCAACAGCCAAAUCCGUUACUAGGGCAACUACUGCAGCAACAAUGCAUGGUAUUAUGGCAACUAUACCAAUAAUAACAAGCCCCGUUACCGUGGUAAUUGAACCAACAACAAACCCCGUUACUAUGGAAACUGCGUCAACUACACCCGUAUCUACGGCCACUACACCCGUAUCUACGGCCACUACAAUCGUAAAUCCCUCGGAAAAAGUUAGCGAAAGUGGAAGUGGCAUAAAAUCUCUUAGCUUGAGAACCCGUAGAAAACAGGUUUCCAAACCCCACCCCUCCGAAGCCGCUGCCGUGAUGUUAACUACUCAAGCAGGAAAAAUGUUGAAAUUACCUCAGGAAAAAUCGCUAUCAAAAUUGCAUAAUUUACGAGGAGAUGUUGUUCCGCAUAUGAGGACGAAGUGUUUGGAGGGUUCUAGUACCGCAACUACUUCACUGUCUCCAAUUGAAGAAAUGCCGCAAGAAAAUUUGAAAUCAUCCGAAUCUAGUGACACUAUGAAGGAAGGCUGUGAGGUCGUUAUGUUGAAUAUUGUAAAGAUUAACAAGAUGACUGCUAUCAAAGAAACUGAAUCAGUUCCUGAAAAUGUGGAAUCAAAUUCUCAACAAAUUACCGAAAACUUUGAUAUUGAUACGACCCCAUUGAAGAACGCCCACCCUACUUACAUCCCCACACCCGUCACAGACUCUUACACCUCCACAGCCUCCCAUACCCUUACACUUGUCACAGCCUCCCACACCCCCACACCUAUCACAGCCUCCCACACCUCCACACACAGCACAGAAGGACGACCAAUCGGGGCUCCGACAGAUAUUGGAUUUCAAACAUACAGUCGAGAUAGCGAUGGGAAGAUUGUGUGUACUGGAAAUGUGCAGAAGACAAAAUCAGAUUCUCUGAACAAGUCUAAAAAUGUGAGACGAGAGGGGGAUUUCCCUGGAGAUGGGGAUUUCCCUGGUAGACAAAUAUUUGGGACAUGUCUGCUAAAUUCUUCGCAUGUAAAAACAGAUAAUAGCAAAGGUUCUAAUUUAGACAAUGCCGUUACGGGUGUUGUUGACAUGGCAACGAACUCUGAACCUAAUAUCAAGAACAGUACCGAGAAAGUUUUGGCAGAAAACACUGCCGUUGCUAUCGGUGGUAACGAGCAGCAGAAAUUAGAGGCUUCAAAGAAGAAAAUUACUGAUGACAGGGACAAAGUGGCACCUCCCCCUAGUGACCCUCCUAGCAACGAUGGUAAUGGAGUGGAGGUCGACAAUGACGACAUGACUACAGUUGAGGAUACGCAAAUGGAGGUAGAAAAUAACGAAGAAAAGUUGGAGGAAACGAACGUUGAAAAGAUGCAAGUGCAGAAUGAUGAAUUGGAGGCUACAAAUGAUGACAAAAGAACGGCUGAGGACACUAGUACUGAGGCAACAAAUGACGAGAAGACGCAAAAGGAGGUCAGAAAGGACGAGUGUGAGGACUUAGAGGAUCCUUUACAAGUGGUAAAGGAUAAACUGUUAGCCACGCCCACUCAUCAGCGGACUGUUGUAGCCACGCCCACUCAUCAACGGACUGUUGUUGCCACGCCCAUUCAUCAACGGAUAGUUGUUGCCACACCCAUUCAUCAAAGUGAAGUUGAAGCCACACCCACUCAUCGACGGUCCUCAGAUCCGGCUGGAAUACUGAAACACAUCAGUCAGUUUGAUACGCCCUCCACAGCCAAGAGUGAGAGGCGUGUCCAGUUUGGAGGGACAACAGUUCACGUUCCAGCCAGCAAAGAGGUCAAGACUCCGAGCCAUGCUCGUGCAGCUCGAGCGCCCCAGGCUGUAUUCUCCUCUAGACGAACACUGCUAACGCUACUCACACCGCCACACAACAAAAUGAUCACUGUACCUAAACCUCCUGUGACUCCGUCCCUUGGGUCAUGUGAUCUGGUAUACCCGUCACUGACCGAGUGCCCCUCCCCCAUCGAGCAGAUAUUACCCUCCCUGUCAGCCAGCAAGUCCACACACGGUCUGGUGCAGCUGGUACGUGCUCGGAACAUCACAACUGUUGGCAACAUCUCAUCUCUCACGGAGCAGCAGGCACAGACACUACCAAUCAAGAGUCCAAAGGUCAUCAACCUCCGGAACGCCCUACGAUCGUUUGAGCAAAAUCUGGGGUCAAAGCGCAAGUCAUCGACUUCCGAUGCUGACUCAACAAUACUUCCUCCCACAAAGGUUGCCAAGACGACUACUGAACCUGAGACAAACUCUGACCCCUUGGCGACCUCUAAGGAAACUACUGAUGUAUUGAACUCUAAAAAUGUUUUUGAAGAUCCCGAGAAUAUUAUUCCGAAUACUCCUGAACCAACCUUCAACCUAUCCACACCCGAUAGCGAGCUGGUUGCCAUGGGAGACGACAAGCCACACCCACCCAGCGAAGACUUGGAUAUGACCCCUGACCUUCUACCAUCCGUUGAACAGGCAGCUAAUAACAUGCCAUUAAUGAAAGUUACCGAACAUGAUCAAACAUCCACUGAACUUAAUGCCGCUACAGAAACAGCUUCUUUACAGUCUUCGAUAUUACACGAUCAUUUAUACUGCUCCCAACCUUCCGCUACUACCAAUACAAGCAAUAGAGGGUCACAUGACACAGGCAGUGAAUCACAUGACAUGGAAAGCGUGUCACAUGACACAGGCAGUGGAUCACAUGACACGGGCAGUGGAUUACAUGACAUGGGCAGCGGAUCUAUCGUAGAACCUGUAAAUAGAGACAAACUUCGUAUGGGAUCAAUUGAUCACACUUAUUGUAGAGCAGAUGUGGCUCCAGUUAGCCAAGAAUUGUUCUCCGAAGCUGACCACACCUCCACUGAGCAGCAGCAACACGCCUCCCCACAGGUUCCCAUGGAUACCAGCAACCAAUCUAUUCAAGAGGCGCAAUCAUCAGCGGACACCUCUAAAACCAAACAAUCUAGUAUUUUAAUUGAGGAUCAAUUGUCAACGGAAACGAGCGAUUCUGUUGUUGAAUACAAAGAGCCGAUAAAGGAUGUAGCUGCAAUGAGUGAAUCUGAUUGGACGCUGCUUGGAGAACUACUGUCAAGAGGAGCAAACAAUUGUCAUAAUCUGAGCCGCGAGAAAAUACAAUUUUUCUUCAAGAAAUCGAAUCGAUUUUCUAAAACACUUUUUACGCACAAAACUUAGUGCAAAUGAUUGUGUACGUUGCCCCUAGUUACCAUCGCCCGUUCCUUGUAUAUAAUUAUGUAUGAUUAUACUUUUUAUUUGUGCACAAUUUAUACAAUAUAGACAACGUACUUCAUCUUGUUCAAUGUUUGUAUUAGAACUUGAUUAACAGUAAUUAUAAUUAUAA
Messenger RNA from Halichondria panicea, 8780 nucleotides. RefSeq names its product mucin-16-like. The record is from RefSeq and is a predicted model, not a curated record. Lineage: Eukaryota; Metazoa; Porifera; Demospongiae; Suberitida; Halichondriidae. Gene Ontology annotation, cellular component: nucleus. Gene Ontology annotation, biological process: telomere maintenance. The transcript is spliced from 34 exons. The coding region runs from base 1331 to 8614 and encodes 2427 amino acids.